CAUUUUGGUGAAUCCAAACGCACCGAUUUUGCAUCCGCGACUUUGAGAGACGAGACACGACAAAUCAACGACACCACNCUUACCGUCGCCAAACCCGCCAAAAUGUCCGCCCAGCAGACCAAGCAGUUCCAACAGGGUGAACGUGUCAUCCCUGCUGCCGCAGAGAAGGCCCCCAAGUACUACCAGGCCGAGGACGACAGCCAGGCUAAGAAGGUCCGCAAGAACCAGCGCCCUUGCAAGCCCCGCGCUUCCCUCCAGCCCGGUACCGUCUUGAUCCUCCUCGCCGGUCGUUUCCGCGGCAAGCGCGUCGUUCUCCUCAAGAACCUCGCCCAGGGUGUUCUCCUCGUCACCGGCCCCUUCAAGGUCAACGGUGUCCCCCUCAGACGCGUCAACGCCCGCUACGUUAUCGCAACAAGCACCAAGGUUGACAUCUCCGGCAUUGACUCGUCGGUUGUUGAGAAGGUUGGUGGCGACGCCUACUUCGCCAGAGAGAAGAAGUCGAAGGCCAAGGGCGAGGAGGCUUUCUUCAAGCAGGGCGAGAAGCCUGAGGCCAAGAAGGUCGCCUCCGGCCGCGCCGAGGACCAGAAGUCCGUCGACCGUGCCAUCCUUGCCAGCCUCAAGAAGGAGCCUUUCCUCAUCUCCUACCUCGGCUCCACCUUCAGCCUUAGAUCGGGCGACAAGCCCCACGAGAUGGUCUUCUAA
Molecule: messenger RNA, 702 nt
Organism: Aureobasidium uvarum
Lineage: Eukaryota; Fungi; Ascomycota; Dothideomycetes; Dothideales; Saccotheciaceae
Source: the annotation of a GenBank genome assembly